AUGCAGCGCUGGUCCUCCUUAGUCAGGACGAUAAGUGGCGGUGGAAAGGCCACUGAAUUUGAGGAAGAUCCCAAUCUAGAUGAAAACAGGACGUUGUUCCAGGCCUUCGAAUGGUAUCUGCCAGUGCCGCCGGGUGAUAGUGCACUGCUAAGUGCGAGCCAUUACGAUACCUUGAUGGCCCUGCUUCCACACCUCUCCGCCUUAGGUAUUUCGCACAUCUGGAUACCUCCAGGCUGUAAAGCCACUUCGGUGCAUGACAAUGGAUACGGUAUAUAUGACCUAUGGGAUCUCGGUGAGUUUGAUGCAAAGAACAACGGCAAACCACCAAGGACGAAGUGGGGCCAUAAGGCGGAGCUAGAGGCAUUAUGCGCAAAGGCAAGUGAACUGGGAAUAGAUAUUCUUUGGGAUGCUGUUCUCAAUCACAAAGCCUCGCCAGACGGCAAAGAAGUCAGCUGGGGAGUCAAGGUAGACCCUCACGACCGGACGAAGGCCAUCUCUAAGCCCUAUGAGCUGGAAACGUGGACAAAAUUCACGUUCCCUGGGCGCGGCACGAAGUAUUCCGACAUGAAGUACAACUGGAAGCAUUUUUCUGGCGUAGACUAUGAUUCCCGCAAGAAAGAUCAUGGCAUCUUCAAGCUCAUUGGCGACGAAAAGCGAAGCGACUGGGCACACGAUGUCAGCAAAGAGUUGGGAAAUUAUGACUACUUAAUGUUCGCAGACCUUGAUCAUUCGCAUCCUGCUGUACGAACAGAUAUCUUCACCUGGGGAAUAUGGAUUACCUCGCUGCUCAAUCUCGGCGGCUUUCGCUUGGAUGCCAUCAAGCAUUACUCUCUUUCUUUCCUUGCGGACUUUCUUGCACAUCUCGAAACAAAGACCCCUCAGGGGAAAAAGUUGCUUUUCGUUGGGGAGUACUGGGACCCUGACCUGGAAGCUUUGACUAAGGUUAUCAGAAGAUGCCAUGGACGGCUGAAUCUAUUUGACGUUCAGUUGGUAUACACCUUCAGCGACUUUUCAAAGGGAAGAAAGCAUGAUUUGACGACGAUUUUCGACGGCACUCUGGUACAACGGGAUCAUGUCCAUGCAGUGACCUUUGUUGCGAAUCACGACACACAAGAAACACAGUCUCUGGCUGCGCCCGUUGAGGAGUGGUUCAUACCGCUGGCCUACGCGCUGAUUCUGCUUCGCCACAAUGGAGGGACCCCCUGCGUCUUUUGGGGGGAUGUCUUUGGCAACCAUGGCCCACGGCCUCGACUCCCAGCGUGCGGUGGCAAGCUUGCGCGACUCAUCGCCGCAAGAAAGCUUUACGCCCAUGGCGCGCAAAGAGACUAUCUCGAUUUGAAAGACUGCAUUGGCUGGACCCGGCUGGGCCACAGGUCCAAGUCUAACGGAGCCGGUCUUGCUGUUAUCAUGACCAAUAGCUGGGACAGGAGGUCUAAGAGGAUGUUUGUGGGUCACAGGCACAUUGGGGAGAGGUGGAGGGAUAUUCUCGGCUGGGAAGACAGGGAAGUCGUGAUUGACUCGAAAGGAUUCGGCACCUUUCCUGUCGGCCACAGGUCUGUCGGGGUCUGGACGUCCGACAAGGCCCCCGAUUUCGAGAAGAUCACCAGAUUCACAUUUCCCAGAUUGGGGCACAGCGCCGCCGCGCCGGAUCCGAACAUGUUGCCUGUGUAG
Fonsecaea erecta is the source of this 1671-nucleotide messenger RNA. RefSeq lists its product as hypothetical. The transcript is spliced from 5 exons. NCBI's taxonomy places the organism in Eukaryota, Fungi, Ascomycota, Eurotiomycetes, Chaetothyriales, Herpotrichiellaceae. Gene Ontology annotation, biological process: carbohydrate metabolic process. Gene Ontology annotation, molecular function: calcium ion binding; hydrolase activity, hydrolyzing O-glycosyl compounds. Bases 1 to 1671 code for a protein of 556 amino acids. The record is from RefSeq and is a predicted model, not a curated record.